Messenger RNA from Phycomyces blakesleeanus NRRL 1555(-), 468 nucleotides. RefSeq lists its product as hypothetical. The transcript has 4 exons. The record is from RefSeq and is a predicted model, not a curated record. Lineage: Eukaryota; Fungi; Mucoromycota; Mucoromycetes; Mucorales; Phycomycetaceae. Bases 1 to 468 code for a protein of 155 amino acids.
AUGGAGAAGCUCCAAUGUUUGAACCGGAGUAGUCUUUUGACUGCUCCGGAUUGUGAACUAGUGAACUGCUUUUCCAGACAUACCAACAAGUCAGUAGCCUUCACUCCCUGGAAAAGGUUACUGGAGGGUGCAAUCCCCUCACCUUGUCUUGAGUUCUUGUCUUUGUUUUCAUCGAAGGCUAAAUAUACUUAUAAAAAACCAACUGAACACAAGUACCGUAAGGGAAAGACGUUGGAUAUUGGCUCUCCAGAUUUUGUCCUUUGGGGCAUGUCAAGAUUGUCACAUAAAGAACUGGACAUGAGGGACGAACCCGAAGCAAAGUUAAGGUGCCUAAGUAAAUGCUAUGCUGUUCACUUGGGUGUCUCAGACACCUGUCCCGAGCAGUUUGGCAUUAAAGCAUUUCACCGAUACUUUGCCGUCAUGGUAAAUUUGAUGCCAUGCCGAGUAGGCAGGAAUGAGGGUUGUUGA